Passer domesticus (house sparrow) is the source of this 2156-nucleotide messenger RNA. RefSeq names its product calcium homeostasis modulator 3 (gene CALHM3). The transcript has 3 exons. The coding region runs from base 542 to 1546 and encodes 334 amino acids. NCBI's taxonomy places the organism in Eukaryota, Metazoa, Chordata, Aves, Passeriformes, Passeridae. Gene Ontology annotation, molecular function: monoatomic cation channel activity. The record is from RefSeq and is a predicted model, not a curated record. Gene Ontology annotation, cellular component: plasma membrane.
GGGCUGGGGACAUGCAAAGAGAAGUGGGGCAGCAGCAGGAGCACAGAUGAGCUCAUUUGAUUUACCUGGUUUCUCCUGGGCAGUGAAUCACUGAACAGGCUUCAAUCAGCAGAGAGAGCAGCUCACAGGCACCCACCAAUGGCUCUCCAUGGAGAGUUACCAUCUCCGGGAGGGAGGGGCCAGGCACUACUGGAGGCUGUCACUGCUGGCCAUGUGGUUCAGCCCUGAAAAUUAAAAACAAGGUGAUAAAAAAGGCUGCAGGAGGCUGUAUCCAUCAGCUCACCUAGAAAAGCUACCAACUGCCCUGGAAGACAAGAAGUGGGUGAGAGACAGACCUGUGAGAUUUGUGUGCCAGUGGGGAAGCCCCAGCACAGGGUGUUCCCCCCAUCACAGCAGCUCUCUUCCAUCCUCAUCCUCCUGCUGACUGGAAGCUGAGCUGCAUCCCCUGCCCUGUGGCAGCAGAAGGAGGGACAGAGGGAGACAGGCCCUUCUGGGCAGCCCAGGGAUUUCCAGGAGGAGCACCCCUGACCAAAAGAACACCAUGGACCGAUUCCGGAUGAUCUUCCAGUACUUCCAGUCCAACUCGGAGUCUGUAAUGAACGGGAUCUGUGGGCUCUUGGCCCUGGCAAGUGUAAAGAUGUACACCAGCUUGGACUUCAGCUGCCCCUGCCUGCCCCAGUACAACAUGGCAUAUGGCUUGGGGAUCAUGUUCGUGCCCCCCAUCAUCCUUUUCCUGUGUGGGCUCAUCCUCAACAGGCAGUCCCUGGUGAUGCUGGAGGAGUGGAGGCGGCCGCCGGGGCGCAGGAGGAAGGACCUGGCUGUCAUCAGGUACAUGUGCUCCUCCAUCAUGCAGCGAGCCAUGGUUGCCCCUGUCGUCUGGAUCGUCGUCACCCUCCUGGAUGGCAAAUGCCUCAUCUGUGCUUUCAGUGGCUCCAUGGAUCCCCAGAAGUUUGUGGGCUUUGCCAAUGUGAGCACAGAGCAGGUGCAGCAGCUGCUGGCCAAGGUGCCCUGCAAGGAUGACGAGCUCGUGAGGAACAACACGUCCCGCAGGGCGGUGUCCAGGUACCUGCGCUGCUGCUCCCAGGCACUUGGCUGGAGCAUUUUGUUGGUCCUGAUCAUAGCAGCUUUCCUUGCCCGCUGGCUCAGACCUUGCUUCGACCAGGCCACCCUCCUGCAGGCACGUCACUGGAGCAACUACAUUGACAUCGAGCAAAAGAUAUUUGAGGAAACCUGCUGUGAGCACAGCCGGCUCUUUGCUCACAAAUGCAUCCUCCACUUCUUUGAAAGCAUGAGGCAAGAGAUCAAACUGCACAGCUUCAGCUUGUCUAGGGAGAGAGAAGGGGCUGAAGGAGGGGAAGGUCUUCUCCAGGGUAUCACAGAUCAGGACCAGGUGAACAAACUUCUGAAAACAUGGUACUAUGAGAAACCUCCCCUGGAUGUCAGCCAGGCACACCAGAGGCAUCCCCUGGUGCGGGAGAGAUCCCCUCUGCCCUGGGCAGACAAGGCCAGCACCCACUCCAGAUUCCCCCAGCACUCCAAUGUGUAAAGGGGGCUUUGUCCUGCAGGCACAGAAGGAGCAUUGCCAAACCUCUGCACAAAGCAAGGACCACCAGGCAGAUGACAGUGGUGCUCACACCUUCCUCCAAAUCUGCAGCCUCAAAGGCUCUACUCCAGGGCAUGCCUAGCAAAACCUCCAAAGUCAGCUAGUUCUGAGGGUCCAGGGUCCCAGAUGCAGUCACUGUUAAGGACAUUUCUCAGCCAAGGGCACCUGGGGCACUUCUGUCAUAUCAAAGAGUUUGCAGCUUCUUACAUCUGUGAUAAAAGUGUUCUGGCUUGAGGAAGGAUUUAACCAUGGCAGCAGCAUCUGGCUGCAUACACAAACCAUACACACACAGAGGUGUGAACAGCUCCUGCCCCUUCCAGUGAAACCUGGUUCAAAGGGUUAUCAGAGCUGACACAGAAAUUAUUUAAUUGGCAACUCUCUUAGUACCACACCAACAUAGUUACUCAAAAAGGCAAAACCACCUCCUAUGUCUUCCUAUCUGCUGAGAGCUCUGGCAGCCCCAACCCAGCUGCCAAACUGUUCUGCCUUCCUCUCACAACCCAUCAAUACUUCCAUGCAUUUUAAAAAUUAAAUAUGGCAACACACUGAAAUU